UUCUCACUGCCUCAGACAUCCGUGAUAUCCACACUUGAGUCAAUUACCUUUGUCUUGAUUGUUGCAGUGCUGCUGGUCUAAAAGAUUGCUGCUAAAAGCAAAGUGCGUUAGCUAGCCCGCUAGCUAACAUAGCUGCGCUAGCUUGCUAUCGCGGCUAUGGCUUUUUCCCUAAAGAAGAAAAUCGCUGACUAGCAUUAGGACUACUAACACGACUAUGUCAUAGCUUGUGUUUUUCUUUUAGAACAGGGUACGUUUAGUUGUAUUCAUAACGUGGUGUUUUCUAAACUGACCGUCGUUCGGAAUACCACAAGUGCUAGCGCUACCUUAGCGCUACACGGUGCAAGGGUGUACAGGUUACCGUAGAAUUUCUUCUGAACAACGUGUAUCAUAUUGGCAAUGAAUACUUGUGUUAACGUUAACAAUUGUGCUGGCUAGUAGUGCUACUGUUAUGUGUAUAAGAUGCUUGAGUUAUUUGUAGUUGUGGAAAGCUGCGUGGUAACUAUAUGGCGACUAAGCUAGCCAGCUGCCUUCCGCCCUUUGUGACAAAAUCUUGACCUGCAGUAUAGUUCACCCAUAUGCUAAAGGCCAAUUGCCAGGCUGACGGGUUGAUUUAUUUUUUUUUCUUAAACCGACAAACGAUUUGUCAUGUCUGUUUGUCGUCGCGGCUACUGGACUGGACUGUCGUGCUCCUUGUCUUUAUUGCUUGCUGUCUGGUUGGAGUCGGAAAAUUUGCUCGGUUUCGACGAAAAAAGGAGAGAAAAAAAAUGGCCAACACUGGAGUUAGGUGGGUCUAUAAUUUAGCCUCGUCUGGUUUCCUAAAACAGCAAGCGCCCAACCAUUUAGCCAUGUGGGUUGAAGUGAAAUGAGGAAAUGCAUUUCGGGAGGAAGUUGACUAGAGCAGCUGUGACACUAAAGGCCGCGGCACAUUCCCAUGCCUCUCAGUUUUCAAUUUAUGACCUUCCACUGAUUUGAGGCUCCCCUCUGGUAGUAAAUUCUAGUGGGCGGCUAAUACAAGUGAAUAGCCAUCCUACCAACAGGGCGGAUGAGUCAAUCAGUAACUGGUGUAACAGGGUUUCUGUGUUGACUUGAGCCGUACCUAUAUGGCGUGUGUGAGCGGAGAGUUCUGCCAGGCACAGCACCUCACCUCUGUGGAGAAGUGAAUCGGCCGCCCCCCGAGGGACUACGCUACCCAGAAACCCCCCUGACUGCCAGCGCACUAGGAACUGCUGACUUUUCCCAAAGGCCCUCUGGGAUAUUGCGUAGCCCUUGGCCUGAUUGCUCUGCCCUGUCCCUACCGAAUACGAAAAACCUUUGCUUUCUACUUUCUUCUUGAACAGCCAAUCACAAACAGCUCUCCUGAAUGGGCCGUCUCGCCAACAUGAACCGCCCCGCUGCAGUUGAGAUUGUCUACGAGCGCAUGAGGUUCCUCAUCACCCACAACCCCACCAACGCCACACUUAACAAGUUCACCGAGGAACUGAAAAAAUUUGAGGUGAACACUCUGGUUAGAGUUUGUGAUGCCACCUAUGAUAAGGCUCCAGUAGAGAAAGAGGGGAUACAGGUCUUGGACUGGCCUUUUGAUGAUGGUGCCCCUCCUCCCACCCAGAUCGUGGAUAACUGGCUCAAGUUGCUCAACACCAAAUUUCGAGAGCAACCCGGCUGCUGCAUUGCCGUACACUGUGUGGCAGGCCUCGGACGAGCUCCAGUCUUGGUGGCCUUAGCCCUCAUUGAGUGUGGGAUGAAGUAUGAGGAUGCUGUGCAGUUCAUAAGACAGAAGAGACGUGGAGCCUUCAACUCCAAACAGCUUCUUUACCUCGAGAAAUACAGACCCAAAAUGCGUCUGCGGUGCAAGGAUAGCAUCUGCUGCGUUCAGUAGGCUGCCUGUCAGUGCGUCUUUCUUGUGCACAUCUAGUGGGGAAUCUUCCGAUAACGGGAGAGAUUUAAAAAGAAAAAACAAAACAAAACACGGAGAGUGCUAUCAGUAAUUAUUGUGAUGAUUUGUUAACACUGAGUCAUGGUUAAUUGAGAAGGAAGCGAGUGAUCAAAUGAAUGAGUCCAGAUCUGGGGAUCCACCAGCCGAACCAAUGAAUGGAAGGUUAAAGCACACAGAUAGGCCCGCCACCCGGUUUAUACUGUUCAACCACGGGCCAGAAUUUUUCAACUUGAGUCCAUCCUGUCUCUUAUGGGGUUUUUAUUUGACUUUUUUUUUUUUUUUUUUUUUUUUUCCAGUUUUAAUCAUGGGAUAACAGUUUCCAUUUUUUGUGAAUGUUUAUUUUUACACAAAUGUGGUGAUGAAAUUAUAUAUUCUCAUUUUGAUUUCCACUAUUGAUAUUUUAUAAUUGGGCCAGAACGACAUACUUUUUUUUCUUUUUUUUUCUUUUUUAAAACACAUUGUGACUGUGUCUUUUUUGCACAAAACUCAAAGGUUCACCUGAAAAAUGCAGUAAUGUUUUUUUUCUUCUUACCCUUCACUUGCUUUAAUGUCACUUUCAGUUUAAGGGGUCACUGAGUUUGAAUAUGUCUGUAAUAUUUAUUCACAAGAUAUGUGUGGCAGUUAAGAGUUUGGCAGGGGCAAGGACACUUUGUCAUCCAAUAGUUUUAGUUUUAUCUGUUUGAGAGCCAUGUCUUUUUUCUUCUUCUCUCUCUCUUUUUUUUUUUUUCUUUUUCUUUAAAUCUUGUUGGAGUGCAAUAAUCAGUCCACCUCAGAUAUGUCCGCCAAACCCUGCUGAGUGUCCUACGCACACAUACACACGAACUUCAGAUUAUCAUCCAGGCCGUUUUAAAAAAAAUAAAAAACAAAACAAAAAAAAAUACAACAAAAAACAAAUGUAACUACAACAGGUACUUGUAAUUUCAUUCUCUCUCCCUUCUGGGGCUACAAUAGGACUUUUUACAGGUAUGCGUAUUUAAACUCUUACACAGAGCCUAAGAUUCAAUCUGAAAGUCAAGCUGGAGAAGAAUGAAAGUGGUCAGUUUUUUUAAUCAUUGUACCCAUUUUGAAAACAUCCCCAAUUCAUAUUGGUUCUUUAAAGAUAAAUAAAUUCAAAUAAAAAGCAAACUUGUCUCCUUCCCACCCCCCCGAGGUUGUCACAGUCUGAGUGGGCACGGGCGUGAUGUGUAGUGAAAUGGGUGUUUCGUAUGGUGCUUGUGGCAGAUAAGAAGUCCCUGCCUAAAUGCCGCUGUCCUAAAAGUUCACUUCAACCAGAGGAGCUUGUAAGAGAUCCAUCUAAAAGGAAACCAUGGGAAUGCAUGGUUUCCUUUGUUUGGAGCAGUGAAGCCUAAUUUCAUUUCCUGGGCCACAUGCAACGUACUUUGAGCUUAAAUGGGAAGUCAGUGUAAAGACGUUUCACCUACACAAUCCCUGAGAUAUCUUUAUAUAAUAUGCAUUUAAAAAGAAAUCUUAAUUUCUUUAUUAGUAAAUUACUUUGUUCUUUAGAAGUAGGAAAAGCUGGAAAAUGUAUGAGGGAAAAGGUUUUUCAAAACAAUUCAGUGGCUGAAUUAGAGACUUAGCAGGACCAGUUCUGGCCCCCAGGCCUUGUGUUUAACGGCUUAGAAUAAAGUUCAGGGGGAGGGGUUGUACAUCCUGUUGGAUUGUGCGGUUGUCUUGUUGGGUUUGCAAGGCUGCAGUGUUUCUGGUCUUCCUGUGUAUCUGGCUGAUAUCAGGGGAAGGGUCCAGCUGCAGUCCCGACAAACCCCCGAUCCCUCUUUACCCAUACUUGAUUCCUUACCCAUGCUUUUUGAAAUACCUGCUUCAUUAUGCUAAAGUAUGACACACUUGGAUAUCACAGGAUAUCUAAACCAAAACUUCCUACUUCCUGUGCCAGUCAUUGUUAAAAGUUCUGGUAUGAAGAUGGUGUGCAUUUAAAAUCAACACAUAACAGUCAAUGGGUUUGAAAUGUAAUGUCAGACAGUGCCAUCCAGGAUGAGUCAGUACUUCCAGAGGCAUAUAUGAGACACAUCACAUUCCAAGGAUCCUGAAUUGAAAUCCAUGGAACAAUUCUGUAACAGUAGAGGUGGUGGAAGUUCUCCCAGGGCUGCGGAAAGCUUUUUAAAAGCUUUUUUUCUUUGUCUUUUCUCUGAUUGGUGAUUCUGUACAUGUAUUUUUAUGUUUUCACUUAAAAUGACAAGUGCCCAAAGGUGUUACAAACAUAGGUGCUGAGGUGAGACUUGCUUUUAGAAUGGCUUUGAUACACACUUUGCCUACCCACACAUUCUCCAUAUUUUUUCACAUGUGGGUAUUGGUUUAGUCAUGUGGUAAAAAAUUACAUUUUAUUUGGAAAAUUCAGAUGUUUAAAGCAAAAUGUCAUCUUUGUCCCCCCCCCUUUGUUUUUGUGUUUUGUUUUUUAAACUGAACAACAACGCCGGCUCUCACCUUGCACUUAGUGAUCAACGCAAUCAGUGCUUCCGAGACAGUAUGUUCUCAUUAGACAUGUCUGUCAAAGGAACUCCCCCAUGUCCUUUCCUCAUCUGAGAGUGAGUCAGCACCACGUGGAAAGCACAGGACACCGAGGUACCGAGCGAUGACUCACAAUCUCAAGUGGUAAUCACGACUCCUGCCAAUACCUCAAACAAUUGAAAGUGCCCCCUCUGCUGCUGAAACGGUGUCAUGGCGUGAGCAGUGAAGUCGUUCCACUCACGCUGAGAGCGAUGACAGUUCAUUGGUAGUUGCAAUGCGUCUCUUCCUCCUUUUUACUUUUGCAACAACACAAAUUGGAGAUUAAAACACGACUUAAAACA
This is a messenger RNA of Maylandia zebra (zebra mbuna), 4737 nucleotides long. It is a transcript of the gene ptp4a2b, whose product is annotated as protein tyrosine phosphatase 4A2b. The record is from RefSeq and is a predicted model, not a curated record. Gene Ontology annotation, biological process: protein dephosphorylation. NCBI's taxonomy places the organism in Eukaryota, Metazoa, Chordata, Actinopteri, Cichliformes, Cichlidae. Gene Ontology annotation, molecular function: protein tyrosine phosphatase activity.